Molecule: messenger RNA, 279 nt
Organism: Mixia osmundae IAM 14324
Lineage: Eukaryota; Fungi; Basidiomycota; Mixiomycetes; Mixiales; Mixiaceae
Exons: 3
Coding region: 1-279 (92 amino acids)
Source: RefSeq, a predicted model, not a curated record
AUGACGACAGAGGAGCCGAGGAGAUUCCUCAAGAUCCCACAGUUCUCAUGCUUGCCCGUCAGAGACGUCGACGGCACAGCUCGAGUCGAGUGUACGUCAUUCUGGCGAGUCUUUCUCAUGACAAGGCAGCCUACGCUGGACCGCAGAGACACGAGAGAAGUGAGUGAGGAGGUCACACGGAUUGCCACCGUCAGACCAGAUGGAACAGUUGAGCUCACCAGAGAGCCAGCACUGAUGCCACAAGGCAAGCAAUACCGCGAUCACCGGCCGUUCAUCUGA